CUCUCCCUCUCCAUAGGCUCUCUGGUUGUGCUAACCUUGACAAAUAUCGCGAUAUCUGCCUCCCUAAUCACUACGUAAUGUGCCGUGCUGCUUCUAGCGGCGCUGGUGACAGUGCUGAAAGCUGUUGGGUAUGAAGUGAAACGGAACUGAAUUUUUGUACCAUCCGCAACUGCUUCAAGUUCAGAUCACAACAAAGAAACUGAAGACAAACCUUCCAAAACAAGCAAAGUUGCAACACCGAAGACACGCGGAAAAACAAAAUAAAGGAUCACUUCAAGGGUUUAAUAACACAAGAAGUAACCAAAUCCUGAAACGACCAAAGACGACGCACAUCAGCCCAAUCGAAACGCGGAAGAGAAGCAAUCCUGCGCCCAAGCAUACUCUGAGAAGACAACUGAUCUGAAACCAGAAGUUUGUGCCUACUCAACAGCUUUGACAAAGCACACGUCCCAACGCUGCUCCUAGCCCUCCUCAUCCUCACCACACCACCGACUCACCACCGGGGUGUGGAGUGGGCUGCUAUCUGCUAGUUUUUUUCCCCCCAUAGUCUCCCCUGUCUCUCCCCCUCUACUUCUCCCACUGUUUUCAUUGUCUUUUUUCUAAGCAGUGUUGUUACACCUGCAUUUGCCUUUUUGCGCUCGAUUUCUCCCCCCUACUUUUUUUUUUUUUUUUUGCUUUAUGCAACCAUCCAGAACUCGUGCCAGAAACUUGUAACAAGUGUGUGUGUGUUCAGCUGUGUGCGUGAAGAGACCUGCAGGAACUUUAGAAGAAACAAGACGACAAAUAAAGACAUCCAGCGGUGUGUAUCAUUUGGGUGGUUACAUAGGAAUUAGUACUUAACAGCCAAGCAAAAAAAAAAAAAAAAAAAACAAUCAAAGCAGUAAACAAGUUCAGCAAGUGCAAGUUUGGUCCGAGUUUAUGGGAAAAAAUGGGCAGCCCCUGGAAAGGCUUUGUUGAGUUUACCUUGCCUGCGUCGCCACCCACCGCGUUUGUUAGCGCUGACCUGAGCAGCACCUCCCCUGUCGGACUCAGCCUGUCGCCAUAUGGCCGAUCCAUGAGUUUUGACCCUGGCAUGCUCCAUAACAAUGGGCACACUGCAUACGCCAACGGCACAGGGCCUGGCAUUAGGGAGACUGGUGUGGUGGAGAAGCUGCUGACCUCCUAUGGGUUCAUCCAGUGCUCUGAACGCCAGGCUCGUCUCUUCUUCCACUGUUCCCAGUACAAUGGUAACCUGCAGGAGCUCAAAAUAGGAGAUGAUGUAGAGUUUGAGGUUUCCUCUGACAGGCGCACUGGCAAGCCCAUAGCAGUGAAGCUGCUUAAGAUAAAGCCAGAGGUGCUGCCAGAGGAGCGCAUCUCGGGCCAGGUGGGGCCAGACCUGCACGCCUAUCCCUUUACUGUGCUGCAUGGUUAUAUUCAUCCAGUUGUCUCAUCAAUCCCUGUGCAUUUGGAUGGAAAGUCUGCUCCUGGCCAGGUUCCCACUGGCAGCGUUUGUUAUGAAAGAAACGGGGAGGUGUUCUACCUCACCUACACUCCUGACGAUGUGGAGGGGAAUAUUCACCUGGACACAGGCGACAAAGUCAGCUUUUACAUGGAGACCAACAAGCAUACCGGUGCAGUCAGCGCUCGUAAUAUUCAGCUUGUAAAGAAAAAGCAAAUGAGGUGCCAGGGUGUGGUGUGUGCUACAAAGGAGGCGUUUGGAUUCAUUGAGAGAGCCGAUGUGGUGAAGGAGAUCUUCUUUCACUACAGCGAGUUCAAGGGGGAUCUGGAGGCUCUGCAGGCUGGAGAUGAUGUUGAAUUCACCAUUAAGGAUCGAAAUGGUAAAGAAGUAGCCACAGAUGUUAGGCUGCUCCCCCAAGGAACAGUCAUCUUUGAGGAUAUAAGCAUUGAGCAGUUUGAAGGCACCGUCAUCAAGGUUAUACCCAAGGUUCCCACCAAAAACCAGAAUGAUCCCCUACCAGGUCGUAUCAGUGCCCGAAUCGGUUUCACUGACAAGGAGCUUCCGUUUGGGGAGAAGGACACGAAAUCCAAGGUGACUCUUUUGGAGGGAGACCACAUUAUGUUCAACAUCUCAACUGACCGCAGAGACAAACUGGAAAGGGCCACAAACAUCGACAUCUACCCGGACACCUUCAACUUUACAAAGGAAACCAGAGAAAUGGGAGUGAUUGCGGCCAUUCGCGAUGGCUUUGGCUUUAUUAAGUGUGUGGAUCGGGAUGCGAGGAUGUUCUUUCACUUCAGUGAAGUUCUUGAGGAGAGCCAGCUGCACAUCUCUGAUGAAGUGGAGUUCACUGUUGUGCCUGUAGGUCCUCUUCAUAAGCUUUUCACCAAAGAUAUGCUGUCAGCUCAGAGGAAUCAUGCAGUGCGCAUCAAGAAGCUGCCUAAGGGCACAGUGUCCUUCCAUACCCAGUCUGAGCAGCGUUUUAUGGGUGUGGUGGAGCGGGAGCUUAUGGCAGCCAAGAAUGCCAGUCCCACCAAGAGCAAGGAAAAGGAAGCCGAGGAAGGAACGAUUGCAUAUGAAGACUGUGGAGUGAAGCUCACUGUGGCAUUUCAUGCCAAGGACCUGGAGGGAGGAGGCCAGCCACAGGUUGGAGAUAAGGUGGAGUUCUCAAUCAAUGAAGUGAAGCGAACUGGCCAGCAGAGUGCUGUCUCCAUCAGAGUCCUCAAUAGAAACUCAUCCAACACGAAGAGACUGCAUGGAUUUGUCGCCACUCUGAAGGACAACUUUGGCUUCAUUGAGACAGCAAAUCAUGACCAGGAGAUCUUCUUCCACUACAGUGAAAUGUGUGGAGACUUGGAGAACUUGGAGUUGGGUGACACAGUGGAGUACACUCUCUCUAAGGGGAAAGGAAACAAAGUCAGUGCUGAAAAGGUUACUAAAGUGGCUGCAGUGAACGGCAUUGGUGAUGAUAUUGUGGUGACAGUGAUGAUGGGGAAAGUUAUCCGUCCCUUGCGCAGUGUGGACCCUUCACAGACAGAAUACCAAGGGCUUAUUGAAAUCACUGAGGAAGGUGGAACUAAGGGCCAGAAUUAUCCCUUUGGAAUCAUGGGAAUGGCAAACAAGGCAGACUGUCUGCAGAAAGGUGAACUUGUAAAGUUCCAGGUGUGCACGGUAACCCAAACUGGGCAGAAGAUGGCAUGUAAUGUUGUCCCUCAGCGUAGAGCCAUGGUGGAGUGCGUCAAAGACCAGUUUGGUUUCAUCACAUAUGAAGUUGGUGAGAGCAAGAAGCUGUUCUUCCAUGUCAAAGAGGUGCAAGAUGGACUGGAGCUCCAGACCGGAGACGAGGUGGAGUUCUCAGUCGUCCUUAAUCAACGCACAGGAAAAUGUAGUGCCUGCAAUGUGCGCAGAGUCAGUGAGGGGCCUAAACCGGUGGCAACUCCUCGUCCUGAUCGUCUGGUGAACAGAUUGAAGAGCAUCACUUUAGACGAUGCCAGUGCUCCCCGCCUCGUCAUUGUUAGACAGCCCCGUGGUCCCGACAAUUCAAAGGGCUUUAAUGUGGAGCGCAAGACCCGUCAGCCUGGUGUCAUCGACUGAGCAAUACAGAGCCCACCCUGUUUGGUGUUGUUGGAAUUUGUCCCUAAGGGCAACAGCGGGGUACAAGGGAAUAUGAUUUGACACAUGCUUGCACACAAACACAUACACAGAACAUACGCACACAUACGGUAAUCGGCAUGUGUAAUCUUUGUCCCCAUUGAUACCUGCGCGGGAACUUUUCUCAUUCCACUGUUCCCUGCCUCCCAUGUAAGCUGUACUUGAGUUCCAAACUGCGGUGCACAUGGGGUCUCUGAGUGUGUGCGUGUGUGUGAUGUAUCCUAAAGUCAUUAUAGUGUGUAACGGAGGUAUUUGUUUCGGAGGGCCCUGACCCUCUAAAUCAGAGUGAUGACUGUGUGGCUGUCUGUCCCAAUCUUUGAAUCUGCUUGUCUGGAAUUCUGCACCUGUAUUCAGUCCUGUAUGUUGAGCGAGUGCGGCUGUUGGCAUGUCUUUAAGCGUCUGCUCCAUUUUCUUUCUCAUAUUUUUGCUUACCCUUGGAAACUUGAAAUGGUUUCAUUAUAAAGUUUCCACUACUGUAUGCUUUCCUACAAGACGCAUAAAGCAAAGUUCCCUCCAUAAGGAGGAUCAUAUUUCUCAUACGUGCAAGCUUAAACUGAGGAUUCUUCUCUGCUCGGUUUUUUGAGCAGUUUUUAAAAUGCUUUAUUGAAGAGCUGAAGUGAAAGCAUGGUGUGUGUGUGUGUGCGUGUGAUGUAUGUGAUGUAUGUGAAUGUCAAACUAGUUAAUCUAAUGGGAUUUACUUCACCAAUCUGGAGCCUUUAGAUACCUUUUUGGUAUUCACAUGCUCCACUAAAGCAAUUUUUUCCCAGGUGCAGAAUUCCUCGUGGCAUCUUAUAUCUGCAGUUCUUUUAUACUACGUUUUUUUUCUUGCACAUACUUUUGCUUUUUUCCAUUGAAACUCAAUCUGCUAAUAUUGAAUUAAGUAAGAAUAAUAAGGUGCCUAAAAACUACAAGCAAAAUAAAAUGAAAAUAAAAAAAAACAAAGAAAAAAUUAGAUGUAUCCUCUGUUCCCAGCCAACCGCCAAAAUAUUCAGAACAAUCUUAGGGUGGCUUUCUUUUCUAGUAGAAAUAAUACUGAUAUGCAUCCCAAACCUGUGGGUUGAACUAUACUGUAUGUAAUGUGUGCUUUUUUUCUUAGUGAAAGUUCAAACUUGAGAUAUAACGAAACAAAUUUAACUUAAAGCAGAGAGGUAAAGUAUUAGAAAUCCAGUUUAAAAAAAACAAACAAAAAAAGCAUCCAGAAUCAGGUAAUCAGUUACUGUGCUCCGGAGACUCGGUGGGUAUGCUGUUGUGCCUCUGCACAUUAAGUUACAGUCAAAAUUAAUUUCAACUUUGGAGAUCACUGGGUUUCAGUUGAACCACAUACAGAGGUUCUCAUGUUCUUUUGUUAAUGGUCUUGAAUGAAACAAAUUAAAGUUUUAUGAAAAUCAUGGGCUGUUCUGGAUUUGUCCCUCAUUUCUUGAAGUAUGCUUUCUUUAAAACUGCAAGAAAAAUGUCAAAGUAAAGCUGUCUAAACGAGUGUUCUGUCUGGAUUAGGCCUGCACAGUAUGAGUGUAACAUUGGGAUAACAAUUGAAGGUGCAAUAAAUCAAAAUUAAACAUUG
Notolabrus celidotus (New Zealand spotty) is the source of this 5150-nucleotide messenger RNA. It is a transcript of the gene csde1, whose product is annotated as cold shock domain containing E1, RNA-binding. NCBI's taxonomy places the organism in Eukaryota, Metazoa, Chordata, Actinopteri, Labriformes, Labridae. The record is from RefSeq and is a predicted model, not a curated record. The transcript has 21 exons. Gene Ontology annotation, molecular function: nucleic acid binding. The coding region runs from base 929 to 3532 and encodes 867 amino acids.